Adineta steineri is the source of this 1143-nucleotide messenger RNA. The record is from the annotation of a GenBank genome assembly. Lineage: Eukaryota; Metazoa; Rotifera; Eurotatoria; Adinetida; Adinetidae.
AUGGCAAGUACAAAUAAUGACACAAAUUCUACAAAAAUUAUUCCAUCAAUGACGUCCGUUGAUUAUGGUCUAUUAGCUAAUCGUAUAGGAACAUUAAUUUAUUCAAUAAUUUAUCUAUUGGGUUUUGUUGGUAAUACACUUGCACUUAUCACAUUUUCCAGUCGACGUAUGUGUCAAAUUUCAAGCAGUAUAUUUCUUCUUGCUCUUUCAAUAAGUGAUAGUCUUGCACUUGUAACAUCAUUGUGGCAUUUUUUAGCUGAUGCAUUUCAAAUUUAUUUACAAAAUUAUUCAGCACUUGCAUGUCGUUGUCGUAUGUUUUUUGCGUAUGUUUUUAUGGAUUUAUCAUCAUGGUGUAUAGCUGGUUUAGCAUUUGAUCGUUAUUUACGUACGAGAUUACCAUUAGGCUCAAAAACUCUUUGUACACCACGUAAUGCAUCAAUUACAAUCUUAAUAUUUUUUUUUGCUUUAUGUGGAAUAAAUGGACAUUAUUUUUCUCCAGGUAUUGGACAAGAACGUGGAGGAAAUCGAACCCAAGCACAUUGUUUAGAAAAUCGUUUAGAAUAUCCUCGUUAUUAUUAUUUUUAUAAAAUAAUUUGGCCUAAAAUUGAUAUGGCUAUUUUUUGUUUUCUACCUGCUUGUAUUAUGAUUUUAUGUAAUGUUAAUAUUAUUUAUCUUGUGAAACGACAACGACAUACUUUAGAACAUACAAAUAAUGAUAGCCAAGAUAUAAUUAAAACACCAGUACCUAUUUAUCAAACAUUAAGUGGUAGUUCAUCUAUUAAAAAACCACCAGCAAAUACGCAUCGUAAAGCUCUUGAAAGACAAAUGUCUUUAAUGAUGGCAGCAUGCGUUAUUGUAUUUCUUUGUACAACAGUUCCUGUUACAAUAUGUCUUCUAUUAUUGGAAAGAACUAUUAUGAAAAAUCCAUAUUUUGGAAGAGAUAAUGCUCUUUUUAUAUUUAUAUUCCGUAUAGUUCGUACUCUUAUGAAUAUUCAUUUUGGUUGCAAUUUUUAUUUAUAUUGUUUAACAAGUCGAAUAUUUCGUGCAGAAUUUAUGAUAGCACUAAGAUGUCGAAGAACAAUUUCUUUAUCAAAUCCUGAACAAUCAACAAGUAUGAUGCUUCAUAAAAUUGAUGAUAUAUAA